Messenger RNA from Eupeodes corollae, 2700 nucleotides. Its product is annotated as U-scoloptoxin(05)-Sm1a. NCBI's taxonomy places the organism in Eukaryota, Metazoa, Arthropoda, Insecta, Diptera, Syrphidae. Bases 691 to 1089 code for a protein of 132 amino acids. The record is from RefSeq and is a predicted model, not a curated record. The transcript has 3 exons.
CUUCAGUUUUAUUUGGAAUUUCGUUGUCUAUUAGUCCUAUCAAUUUUGUCGGACUGCUUUGUGAGUGAUAUUUGUAUAUACAUACAUACAAAAAUAACCUUUAGCAACCGUUAUUCCACUGGAUUUGAAUUUUCGUAUUGUAUAUUGUUUGUUUGAUUCAAAAGUCUUGUGAUUUUUACAAUAGCGACAAAAUAAACGGAAGUUGUUUUUCGAACUGUAUGAGUGAUUUAAUUAAUUUGAAAUAAUUUCAUAUAACUAUUUGUUAAGCUGCACCUAAUCACGCACUUAUUUUGUGUCAUUGUCAUUAGCUAAUGCCACUAAUUACAAACAUCGAGCAAUUAAUCAAGUUUUUCCGUAGUCGUUGUUGGUCUUUGUCGUCGUCUGUCAGUGAAAAGAAAAAUCAAAUAAUUUGCAGGGUCGACUAAAAUAAUAAUUAGCUCAUCCCCCUGACAUCGGUUGACACAACAAGAACAACAAAAUUCAAAAUAAAAAAGGGGUCGCGCUCACUCGCCUUUAUAACAGAAAAUUUUAUGCCAAUAAAAAGAAAACAGAAAGUGCAAUUAAUUUCAAACUUAACAGCGUAUUUAAGAAUAUCUAAAGUUUGAUUUGUAAAUUUAAAUUAAAGUGUCUUUUUGGCUUGGGGUCAAAUUUUUGAGUAUUUAAAACAAGAUAAAAGAACUUGCACCGAAAAUGGCCAUCGCAAUUUCUAGCUUCCCCAACAUAAUUAUUGUAGUUUCAAUUGCUCUUAUUGGAUUUACAAUUACAAAUGGCCUUAAGUGCUACAUGUGCGGCCAAUACAACGAGGGGGUGGGUUCGAUUACACCAUGCCUUAACUAUUCGGACCGAUACGCCCAUCUCUACCUUAAGGAGUGUACAAAGCCAUCUGAAAAAUACUGUGUGAAAUAUGUAAGCGAAUUAUCUACAGUCCGAGAUUGUGCAACCGAAUGUGCCGAAAAAGAAAUAUGGGAAACAAAAACAUAUUGCUGCACAGAAGAGGGCUGUAAUGGAUCUACUAAAUCAGCAUCAUCAUCGAUACUAUUGCUUUUUCUCACAGUUGUUUUUACAACAAUUUUUGUUAAUACACACUGAAAAUUCUACGCCUUCAUUUUUAUUAAUAAAAUAAAUAAAUAUAUGUAAUAUAUAUAAAUAUAUAUACACAUAUAUGAACAAAAUCAACAUCGAAUUAACAGUAACUAAUAUAAUGUUUUAAUAAUAAAUACAAUUAUAAUAUUUCUUUUAUUUUAGACUUAAGAAAUUGCACAACCAGUUAUUUCUGGUGUAAUUAUUGUAAUAUUUAAAAAUUAUGCAAUUUCAAGCAUUUUUUCCAUUAUUAAAAAUAUAAAACACAUACACAUGGGACCUUUAAUAAUUAAAAAAAAAAAUUAUAAAAAUUGCUUGCAAGGUUAUGUUUUUCGAAAUAAUGUUAAACUAUGCAAUAUUGAAUUUAUAUGUUAGCUUUUAUCAAAAUCAGUAGUGAACACUAGUCUUCCCAAAAAUUGAAUAGCAAAUAAACUCACCUAUACACUAAAAAUUUACCAAAAUUUACCAAAAACUUAAUUAAACAAAAUAUAAUCAUUUCAUUGCACAGUAGAAUUUGUAUUCCAUUGGUUUGUUUCAAUAAUGUGAAACCAAUACAAAACUAUUAAAAAAGCUUUUUCUUUUAUUUAAAGCAAUUAAUAUAUUAAACUAAAUUUUAUUUUAUUUUGUAUAAUAAAUUGUUUAUUAAAUAAAUUGGCGUAUCAUUGCAAAUUUAUUAAACUCUUAAGCUUUUGUGAUGAACUGAAAACAAAAAAGAAAUAAAUAUUUUAUGAUAUCUUUCAAUUUAAAAUAUAAAUAAUGUAAUAACUAAAUAUUUUUUAAUUCAAUUUUGAAGUUUAGCAGUAAAAGCUAUCAGUAAAUUUAAUAAAAUAAUAUUUCUUAUGUAUUUUACUCUUAGUUAAAUAAUGUGUUGUUUGAAAGGUUCUCCAUUAUUUAAUAUUUUUACCUAAAAUAAUUUUUUUUAAAGAAAUUAUAAAGACAAACACAAUAACCUAAAUAAAAUUUUAAAAAAAUCGUUCAAACUAGAAUUUAUAGAGUGCUAUAAUGCAAGCUGAAAAAAUAUAAAUUGUUAAUAUGCCAAAUAUUCUAAAACGAACGGUUAAUAGAGGAUAGUCAAAGUAAAAUUUUUAUUAAGUAGUAUAAUAUAACACCAAACAACAGGAAAGCAAUAAACAGUUUACUUACAUACAAAAUAAAUACAAAUUAAAUGUUAUUUAAAUUUAAAUAGUUAUGGAACAUCAUAACUUGAGUACAUAAGAAUUUAUUGUAAGAUAUUAAAACCAAAAUUAUAAAGUAGUAAGCCGGAAAUACAACAAAAAAAAAAACAAAAACAUCCACAUUCUUAUAUGUGCAAAAAAUUCUAAAUUAUACAAUCGUAUAAACUUAUAGUAAAAUUUAUAAUUAAAACUAAUACAAACAAAAAUAUAAUAUCUUAAAAAAUAUUUUCAAGCUAAUUUAGAUUGAGAUUGAUUUUCUAUUUCAUUGAGAAAAGUAUAAUUUGGAGCUGCCGUGAAAUGUUCAAUAUGUUCAUGUUUUAGUUUUCUUUUCUUUUUAAUUUAAAAAUGUACAUUUAAUUACAAUUAAUAGAAUGACAAAUAAGUGUUAGGAUUGAAAAUAGUAAGAACCUAAUGCAAACUUAUGAAAUAAAAUUUUAUUGAUUUA